This is a messenger RNA of Geosmithia morbida, 486 nucleotides long. Its product is annotated as diphthamide biosynthesis protein 3. NCBI's taxonomy places the organism in Eukaryota, Fungi, Ascomycota, Sordariomycetes, Hypocreales, Bionectriaceae. Bases 1 to 486 code for a protein of 161 amino acids. Gene Ontology annotation, molecular function: metal ion binding. Gene Ontology annotation, biological process: protein histidyl modification to diphthamide. The transcript is spliced from 3 exons. The record is from RefSeq and is a predicted model, not a curated record.
AUGUCCGACGACGGCCUCUCCAUCUACGACGAGAUCGAAAUCGAGGACAUGACCUUCGACGAGGCCCUUCAGCUGUACAACUACCCGUGUCCCUGCGGUGACAAGUUCCAGAUUGCCCUGGAAGAUCUCCGUGACGAGCAGGACAUUGCCGUGUGUCCCAGCUGCAGCCUCAUGAUCCGGGUUAUCUUUGACCUGGACGACCUUCCCGAACCUCCAUCUGGUGGCGGCUCGACCACCCAGGUGCCCAUCGCUGCAGGUCGGCACGUCUGCGCUCGGCUCCGCAUGGGGCUAGAACCUCCGUGUCAAGAACCCUGCGCUGGAGUCGAUGGACGGGCGCUCCAGCGUACGUUGUCAAAGAGCUGCGGUGCAUCCUCGGAACGAGACGCAUGUCAGCUUCGGGACGAGGGCCCAUCCCGUGAUAUGACCGAGGCGCCGCCUGCGGCGGCAUACUUCUGGUGGUACAGGAAGACCGGCAAGCUACCCUGA